GAAUGUAUUAUGUUCACGAUUCCCAAUACACAAGUCUCUUGGCAUUCUCUUCCUCUUUCGUCUCAGUCUGUGCCCUAACUCUUCGUCUUCCUCGCAUCUUGCUUCUGGUUUGUAGCAAGUUCUCAACAUUUCUGCAACUAUUUUUGGUUAAUAGUGCAGAGCUUUGAAUUGAGUCUUAAUUGACGAAAUUAGUAAUUUUUUGCUAAUGAUGCACUCGAAACGCCGACAUGAACCAAGCAGUUGUGAGGGCUCUUCUAGGCAGGGCUGUGGCAAGCGCCUACUAGUAAAUCAGCAUCAAAAGUCUCUUGUGCCACGUGUGAGAUAUCUGGAAUUUGAAAGGGAGACAAGAGAGAUAACACCAUCCCUGUCUUCUGGUUUAUCAGCACUAGCUCCUGCAACAGGCAACUCGAGAGAGCAAUUGAUGUCUUGUGAUAAGAAGGUUGUUGACCCUACAAAGGGGAGAAAUAGAAGAGAAGUAGUAAUGUGGCCGCCAAAACCUAUUAGAACUGCUAUAUUGUUAACAGGGGGGUUAGAUGGAAUUUCAGAGCCAAUAUACUUUGACAACCAGAUCACGAAAAUACCUCACAAGCAUUCUCGACCACCUCCUAAGAAUCUAGAUGAUGAGGAAUGUAGGCUUUUGCAUGAGAUUAUACAAAUGGAUAAUAAGGUAGGAUUUCGAGAUAAUGAAGGUACAAGCAAAUCAGCAGAAAAUGCUUUGGAAGCUAUGGGAGGUUUUGGGCUUACUGGUAGUAAAGAAGCUACUCAGUCUGAAAAGUCAGUUAGACCAUCUGUAUGUGAGAAAAGUCUGGAAGCUGGAGAAGAACAUAGUAUUGUUUGGUCAUCCGAAAGGAAUAGGUUACAAUCAAAUUCGAGGUUCCAUUUGGUCGGUGGUAAUAGUAUUACUGGAGGAACCAACUACGAUGACCAGACAGAUCUUUGUCGUGACAAGGUAAUGAAGGUAUUAGAUCUGUUUAAAGAUACCUUAAAAAAGGUUCAGCUAGAACAGAAAAUGAAACCAAAUGGACAAAGAAAGGGUGGUGUGAAGAUGUAUAUGGAGGCAGCAAGGCAACUUAAAGAGAAACACUUAUGGCUUAAUGUGAAUAAAUCUAUUGGAGCUGUACCUGGUGUUGAAAUUGGUGACCACUUUCAGUCAAGAGCUGAACUGGUCAUUAUUGGCCUACAUAAAGAUUAUUUUGCUGGCAUAGAUUAUAUGAACAUAGAUGGAAAACUUUUGGCCACCAGCAUUGUUGCGUCUGAUCGCUAUGGUGAUAAAAAUGAAUCCUCAGAUGUCUUGACUUAUAUGGGCGAAGGUGGAAAUCAUGUGUUCAGCUCCAGUAUACCUGAAGAUCAAAAAUUAGUACGAGGUAAUCUUGCAUUAAAGAAUAGCAAAGAUAAGAAAGCUCCGGUGAGGGUUAUUCGAAGUGGUCAAAAUAUCAUGAAGGAAUCACGACUCAUUUAUGAUGGGCUGUAUUUAGUCACUGAUUUUUGGAAUGAAGUGGAGCCGGGUGGGAGGUUGGUGUACAAGUUUCAGUUAAAUAGAAUGCAGGGACAACAGAACCCUAUAAGGUUGGACGCAAUGAAAGGAUCCAGGAAAUUUAACAAAGCAUCGCAUGCUUCUGUGGUUCUUAAUGAUAUUUCCAAAGGGAAAGAAAAUACGCCAGUUCGUCUGGUAAAUAUAAUUGAUUGUGAGAAACCUCCACCUUUCAAGUACACAACUAAGAUGAUGUACCACUCUCAGGAGUUUGUCGUCUCCAGGUCUAGUGGCUGUGAUUGUCUCGAUGGGUGCUCAGAAGAUAACCCAUGUCCUUGCAUCAUCAAGAAUAAUUGCAGAUUUUCUGUGAACAAUUGUGUUUCCACUGCUGAAAAGGAGCCUAUUGUUUACGAGUGUGGUCCUUGUUGCAAAUGUCCCUCAGGUUGCAAAAAUCGACUGAGCCAAAAUGGUAUCAAACUCCAGCUAGAGGUUUUCAAGACUAUACCAGGGGGCUGGGGUGUUAGAUCAAGAAAUUUUAUCUCAAAAGGGAGGUUCAUCUGUGAGUAUGUUGGAGAGUUGCUUCAGUUCAAGGAAGAGGAGGGAAGAAUUGAUUUCGACGAAUCAGCAGUUGAUGCUGGAAAUUUCUAUGGCACUGAAGACUCAAGUUCCUUUUCAGAAGAUAACGAUGAUGUGGAAAAUGUGAAGUUUGGGAAUGUAGGAAGAUUUAUCAGGCAUAGCUUUUCUCCCAAUUUGUAUGCCAAGUGUGUUCUCUUUGACCAUGAAGACACCAGCAGGCCUCAUGUUAUGCUGUUUGCUGCCAAGAACAUUGCUCCACACACAGAAAUGACUUUCAACUACAAGCUGUGGUGAGUGAAGUGAUUAUAUCCUACCAUAUCUCCUGGGGUAGGUUAGAAUAUAUAAGCAAGUAGACUAGUGACUAGUGAGCGGUAUAAUAUUCACGCAAUGUAGGUUAUAAUACUGUCUCUAACUAUGUGUACAUAUAUAUACCUAUAUGAUCAAUCUCAAAUUUCAGAAUUCUGUU
Molecule: messenger RNA, 2513 nt
Organism: Daucus carota subsp. sativus
Lineage: Eukaryota; Viridiplantae; Streptophyta; Magnoliopsida; Apiales; Apiaceae
Product: histone-lysine N-methyltransferase, H3 lysine-9 specific SUVH5
Exons: 2
Coding region: 206-2341 (711 amino acids)
Cellular component (GO): nucleus
Molecular function (GO): zinc ion binding; histone methyltransferase activity; protein binding
Source: RefSeq, a predicted model, not a curated record